Messenger RNA from Poecile atricapillus (Black-capped chickadee), 1671 nucleotides. RefSeq names its product growth factor, augmenter of liver regeneration (gene GFER). Gene Ontology annotation, cellular component: mitochondrion. The record is from RefSeq and is a predicted model, not a curated record. Bases 22 to 591 code for a protein of 189 amino acids. Gene Ontology annotation, molecular function: flavin adenine dinucleotide binding; flavin-dependent sulfhydryl oxidase activity. Lineage: Eukaryota; Metazoa; Chordata; Aves; Passeriformes; Paridae. The transcript has 3 exons. Gene Ontology annotation, biological process: liver development.
GUCCUGCACCGCGGCGCCAACAUGGCGGCGCCCAGCGAGGGCCGUGCGGGUCGGGGCUCCUCGCCCUUCCCGGGCACCGACAGCGGUUCCUUCCCCUUCCCUUUCCCCGUCCCGCACGGCGCGGCGGGGGAGCCACCCAAGAAGCCAUGCCGAGCCUGCACGGAUUUCAAGAGCUGGCUCCGCGAGCAGAGGAAGCAGGCGGCCCCGGGCAGCGCGGACGUGGCGGUCAUGGAGGAGAAGGAGCCCCCUCCGGACUGUCCCCUGGACAGCGAGCAGCUGGGCCGCAGCACCUGGGCCUUCCUGCACACCAUGGCCGCCUACUACCCUGAGCGGCCCUCCGGGGCACAGCAGAAGGAAAUGAGGGACUUCAUCAACCUCUUCUCCAAGUUCUACCCCUGCGAGCACUGCGCAGAGGACCUGAGGGAGAGAUUACGGACAAACCAACCCGAUACGAGCACCAGGAGUAACUUCUCCCAGUGGCUGUGUCUCCUCCACAACGAAGUGAACAGGAAGCUGGGGAAGUCGGAAUUUGACUGCUCCCGUGUGGAUGAGCGCUGGAGGGAUGGCUGGAAGGAUGGGAGCUGUGAUUAACCUGCAGGGAUUGCUCUGGGAAUCCAGCAGAGCAGUUCAGUCCAUGUGGAGUUGCUGCAGGGACAGUGGGAGACAGUAACUCUGUUUGUGUGGGACUGAUUGAGAGCUGAACCAAUGCCAAAGGGAGAAUUGAAAAUCCUAUCCCAAUGAUAUUUUGAUAAGUGGUAGCUGUAAUGGUACCUGAGGGGUUGAGGCUGCCAGAAACCUCUGAGAUUGGGUCACUGACAAACUCAUUUCAUUAUGACAUUUCCUGAUUUUGGGGGCAUUUGCUUAUUUUUGUGGCUAGAAUUGAUUUUCCCUGAACACAGUGGUGUUCUCCACAGGUAUUGCCUGAUGUUUUAGAAAAUGCAUCUGAUUAAUUGUCAUUUUAAUUUCUGAUAGAGAAAACUCAUGCUGGGUUUUGUGCCAAGUCUGUAACCCUGGAUUUCUCUUUCCAGGAUCUCCAAGAUUUGUUGUUACUCUUGCAUCCAAUUCCUUUGAUAAAAAUCCUGAGGGCAAUUACAUUUAAUUUAAACACUAAAAUAAUGGAGCCCAGAUUUUUCACUUGGAUUUUGUAUUUCAACUUACCAUGUCAGAGGACAAAACAGAGUCAAAAUCAUUUCAAUUUCUUUAUGUAGGUUGUGAUCUCAUCCCUUCCUGCACUCCUGGCUGGGAGAAGUUUGCACAAACCCUGACAACAGCAGGUUCUUUUUUCCUUCCCUGCUUCCUGCUGAGGUUCUCUUGCAUGUUUUAUUGAGCUUCCUUAUGUCAUGCCCCACAGCACACCUGUGAAUUUACCCUUGGGGUUUUUUUGCAGGUUUUGACUGGAAAUAGCAAUGGUAUUUCUUAUCUGAGACCCAGUGCAUGGGGCUCCUUAGUGGUUAGAGAGCCAGUAACACCUUUGGAGACACAUUUUAAUAUUUUAUGGCACAGUCAAGUCCUUUAAAGUCGGGUCUGUAAAAUGAAUAUGAGACUUUUAUGGAUUUUUAUGAUUUCUGAACUUACGUCGUAACAUUUCUAAGCACAAACCCGAGUGAGCUGAUAAUGAGUGUGAUUCAAGGUGUCAUUCAGGCUAUUAAAAGUGCUCAGAAAAUUUCCCUA